This is a messenger RNA of Penicillium subrubescens, 225 nucleotides long. RefSeq lists its product as uncharacterized. The transcript has a single exon. NCBI's taxonomy places the organism in Eukaryota, Fungi, Ascomycota, Eurotiomycetes, Eurotiales, Aspergillaceae. The record is from RefSeq and is a predicted model, not a curated record. The coding region runs from base 1 to 225 and encodes 74 amino acids.
AUGGCUGACCUCCACCAGAAUCAUGCGCAUCCAAGCACAUUCGGCGGGCCGAUCAAGCUAGCGACCGGGACAGUGUCCACUGUCGAGGAAGCAACAGGAUUGAUUGACUUUCACGAUGUCCCUAGCGGGGCAAGGUGCAGAGAUCGUCGAGAUCGGCAUCCCUUGAAGAGCUGUCCAGACUCUAGCAUGGCCGCUGCUUGGAUCAGCUCGGACACCCCAGGCUAG